AUGAAAAGAUGUAAUCUCACGAAUACUACUAAAUUAAUCAUUACUUCUGGAAUAAUUUUCAGUCCUCUUUUUAAUACUACUACUACUACUACUACUACUACUACUACUACUACUACUACUACUACUACUACUACUACUACUACUACUACUACUACUACUACUACUACUACUACUACUACUACUACUACUACUACUACUACUACUACUACUACUACUACUACUACUACUACUACUACUACUACUACUACUACUACUACUACUACUACUACUACUACUACUACUACUACUACUACUACUACUACUACUACUACUACUACUACUACUACUACUACUACUACUACUACUACUACUACUACUACUACUACUACUACUACUACUACUACUACUACUACUACUACUACUACUACUACUACUACUACUACUACUACUACUACUACUACUACUACUACUACUACUACUACUACUACUACUACUACUACUACUACUACUACUACUACUACUACUACUACUACUACUACUACUACUACUACUACUACUACUACUACUACUACUACUACUACUACUACUACUACUACUACUACUACUACUACUACUACUACUACUACUACUACUACUACUACUACUACUACUACUACUACUACUACUACUACUACUACUACUACUACUACUACUACUACUACUACUACUACUACUACUACUACUACUACUACUACUACUACUACUACUACUACUACUACUACUACUACUACUACUACUACUACUACUACUACUACUACUACUACUACUACUACUACUACUACUACUACUACUACUACUACUACUACUACUACUACUACUACUACUACUACUACUACUACUACUACUACUACUACUACUACUACUACUACUACUACUACUACUACUACUACUACUACUACUACUACUACUACUACUACUACUACUACUACUACUACUACUACUACUACUACUACUACUACUACUACUACUACUACUACUACUACUACUACUACUACUACUACUACUACUACUACUACUACUACUACUACUACUACUACUACUACUACUACUACUACUACUACUACUACUCCUACUACUACUACUACUACUACUACUACUACUACUACUACUACUACUACUACUACUACUACUACUACUACUACUACUACUACUACUACUACUACUACUACUACUACUACUACUACUACUACUACUACUACUACUACUACUACUACUACUGUAGUGAACGAGAACACAGUACAGUAUAGAAAUCUCUUCGCUAAAAAUAGAACACAUUUCAUUUUAAAUUAUGCCAUGGAAGAAUUGAAUUCACCUAAAAAUAAAAAAAAUAUCACACUAAUCAAUCAAUCAUCCGAUCAUGUGGAUGACCUUAAAAUAGUAGUAGAAGUAGUAAAUAAGUAG
Molecule: messenger RNA, 1419 nt
Organism: Schistosoma turkestanicum
Lineage: Eukaryota; Metazoa; Platyhelminthes; Trematoda; Strigeidida; Schistosomatidae
Source: the annotation of a GenBank genome assembly